This is a messenger RNA of Caenorhabditis sp. 36 PRJEB53466, 922 nucleotides long. The record is from the annotation of a GenBank genome assembly. Lineage: Eukaryota; Metazoa; Nematoda; Chromadorea; Rhabditida; Rhabditidae.
AUGUACAAUACUGGACUGUGGAUCACGACGUGCACUGCAGUUCCGCUGAUACUCGAGAGAAGUGUUGCCACGUAUCGGAAGGAGAAAUACGAGAAAAGCAGCGUUUGCUUCGGCAUCUCGCUCUCCAUUCUCCAGUGUCUCAUCGCCGCCGUGCCCCUCUCGUUCGCCUACUCGAACACCGCUUUCGACGGCGUCUUCAUGCCCUACUGCUCCGUUUACAAGCCCGGUUUCCCGGAUGUUGCCCAGGCGAACGCAUUCGCGUCGAUCGGAGCCCAGGCGACAGCUCGGCUCCUCUUCGGCUACCUCUUCCGGGUUAACAAAGUGAGUCAGAAGGCAUCGAGACACCCCAGGAGAAGGAGAGAGAGAGAGAGAGAAAGAAAGAUCUCGUUUAGGAGUUGCGGCAGUCGAUGCUCGAGUCUUCACUUUCCACCAGAUUUCAGCUGGAGGAAAACAAAAAGUGAGUUUAGUCAUUAUUAUAUGGAGAGUAACUUGUUUUUCUUUUCUUCCAGCUCUAUGCAAUGUCUCAAAAUCUACGCGAACCUCAGCACCGGCUUCCUCUUCUUUCAGACUUUUUCGUUCAUUUGGCUGCUCAGAGAGUCAAAGUAUUUGCGUCACGAGCACUACUUGGCUCUUAUGGAGUGUGAGUCGAAGCGAGAAAUUGCAAAACGUUUAAGAAGAAUGAUGAUUUCAGUCAAUUGCGCUUUUCCACUCUACGGCAUCAUUAGCGUGGUUCUCGUCACUCAAAGAAUGCAAAAAGUUUGUCAAAUACUGGUAAAAUAUUCGACCUUGAACUGCUAUUUUUCAGUUACGCAACCAAAUCAGCUCGUCGCUCACGAGCCACGUGCAACUGGAGAGCAAGCUGUACCACGAGCACUUCCAGAAACAAAUGGACGAGCCGAAAAGCAAGACGACUCGUUUUUAG